AUGGCCGAGGGCGCGGGCGCGCGCAGGCGGGCGCCGGCGCUGCUCGAGGCGGCCCGCGCGCGCUAUGAGAGCCUGCACAUUUCGGACGACGUGUUUGGGGAGUCGGGCGCCGACAGCGGCGGGAACCCCUUCUACAGCACUUCGGCCGCCUCGCGCUCCUCCUCGGCCGCCUCCUCGGACGACGAGCGCGAGCGCCCUGCGCCCCCGGGGGCCGCCCCGCCGCCGCCGCCUGGCGCCCCGGCGCCCGCCGAGCUCGAGCUAGAGGACGAGGCCUGCGCGGGAUGGAGCGCGGUGUUGCGGGACCGGCCGUCCCCGCGCUUCGAGGACACCGGAGGUCCAACCCGAAAGAUGCCCCCUGGUGCCAGUGCCGUGGACUUCUUUCAGCUCUUUGUCCCAGACAACACGCUCAAGAGCAUGGUGGUGCAGACCAACAUGUACGCCAGAAAGUUCCAGGAGCGCUUUGGCAGCGACAGUGCCUGGGUCGAGGUGACACUGGCGGAAAUGAAGGCCUUCCUGGGCUACGUGAUCUCCACCAGCGUCUCGCACUGUGAGUCUGUCCUCAGUAUCUGGAGCAGUGGCUUCUACAGCAACCGCAGCCUGGCGCUUGUCAUGAGCCAGGCCCGCUUUGAGAAGAUCCUCAAGUACUUCCACGUGGUGGCCUUCCGCUCCAGCCAGACCACGCCUGGGCUCUACAAGGUGCAGCCCUUCCUCGACUCCCUCCAGAACAGCUUCGACGCUGCCUUCAGGCCAUCCCAAACCCAGGUGCUACAUGAACCCCUAAUUGAUGAGGACCCUGUGUUCAUCGCGACGUGCACCGAGCGAGAGCUACGAAAGAGGAAAAAGCGGAAAUUCAGCCUGUGGGUCCGGCAGUGCUCUGCCACGGGCUUCAUCAUCCAGAUUUACGUUCACCUGAAGGAAGGAGGGGGUCCAGAUGGCCUGGACACACUGAAGAACAAGCCCCAGCUCCACGGCAUGGUGGCCAGGAGUCUGUGCCGGAACGCGGCCGGCAAGAACUACAUCAUCUUCACAGGGCCCAGCAUCACCAGCCUCACACUGUUUGAAGAAUUUGAGAAGCAAGGCAUCUACUGCUGUGGCCUGCUCAGCUCCAGGAAGAGUGACUGCACUGGCCUCCCCCCGUCCAUGCUGACUAACCCUGCCACCCAGCCAGCUCGGGGCCAGCACCAGAUCAAGACCAAGGGGAACAUGUCUCUCAUCUGCUGGUACAACAAGGGCCACUUCCGCUUCCUGACCAACGCUUACUCCCCGGUGCAGCAGGGGGUCAUCGUCAAGAGGCGGAGUGGAGAGAUCCCCUGCCCGCUGGCCGUGGAGGCCUUUGCCGCCCACCUCAGCUACAUCUGCAGAUACGAUGACAAGUACAGCAGGUACUUCAUCUCCCACAAGCCGAACAAGACUUGGCAACAGGUGUUCUGGUUUGCCAUCAGCAUCGCCGUCAACAAUGCCUACAUUCUGUAUAAGAUGUCGGACGCCUACCACGUGAAGCGGUACAGCCGGGCGCAGUUUGGCGAGAGACUGGUCAGGGAGCUGCUGGGCCUGGAGGAUGCCUCCCCCGGCCACUGAGGCCAUGCGGCUGCCCGGGCGUGGCAGGAAGAGGAGGGAGCCUGCCCAGU
This is a messenger RNA of Dipodomys spectabilis (banner-tailed kangaroo rat), 1628 nucleotides long. RefSeq names its product piggyBac transposable element derived 5 (gene Pgbd5). Lineage: Eukaryota; Metazoa; Chordata; Mammalia; Rodentia; Heteromyidae. Bases 1 to 1578 code for a protein of 525 amino acids. Gene Ontology annotation, biological process: non-replicative DNA transposition. The transcript has 7 exons. Gene Ontology annotation, molecular function: transposase activity. Gene Ontology annotation, cellular component: nucleus. The record is from RefSeq and is a predicted model, not a curated record.